CCGGAGACUCGGUACCGGAGAAUGAGAGAGACACUAGCGAGACAGCAUACGACGAGACACUGGACAGCUCAGUCCUUUAGUUUUUAUUUCAAUUUCCUCGUUUUCCCAGGUGUUUUAUAGUAGGAAAUUAAGAUGGCCACGUCCGCUAGCGCCACGUUGAGUAAAGCUGUCAAGCAGCAGUACAUGGAGCUCCCACAGGGAGAUAAAGUCCAAGCCAUGUAUAUUUGGAUCGAUGGGACCGGAGAGGGGCUCCGGUGCAAAACCAGGACGCUGGAUUUUGAGCCCAAAAGCAUCGAAGAUCUCCCCGAGUGGAACUUCGAUGGCUCCAGUACCUACCAGUCUGAGGGCUCCAACAGCGACAUGUAUCUGAUCCCUGCUGCCAUGUUUCGGGAUCCAUUCCGCAAAGACCCCAACAAGCUGGUCCUGUGUGAAGUGCUCAAGUACAACCGCAAACCUGCAGAAACCAACCUUCGAAUCACAUGCAGCAAGGUGAUGGAGAUGGUGGAGGACCAGAUUCCCUGGUUUGGCAUGGAGCAGGAGUAUACCAUUCUGGGCACAGAUGGACACCCCUUUGGCUGGCCAUCUAAUGGUUUCCCUGGACCACAAGGUCCAUACUACUGCGGUGUGGGAGCUGACAAAGCCUAUGGCAGAGAUAUAGUGGAGGCCCAUUACAGAGCUUGUCUGUAUGCUGGAGUUGAGAUUUGUGGCACAAAUGCAGAAGUGAUGCCUGCUCAGUGGGAGUUCCAGGUCGGGCCUUGUGAGGGGAUCAACAUGGGCGAUCAUCUCUGGGCGGCGCGCUUCAUCCUGCAUCGUGUCUGUGAAGAUUUUGGCGUUGUUGCGUCAUUCGACCCCAAGCCAAUCACUGGCAACUGGAACGGUGCUGGCUGCCAUACAAACUUUAGCACAAAAGAGAUGAGGGAAGACGGUGGCUUAAAAGCCAUUGAAGAUUCCAUUGAGAAGCUUGGGAAGAGGCACAGCUAUCACAUCCGUGCCUACGAUCCCAAAGGGGGGCUCGACAACGCCCGCCGUCUCACCGGCCACCACGAAACCUCAAACAUCAACGAAUUCUCCGCCGGCGUGGCCAACCGUGGCGCCAGCAUCCGCAUCCCUCGUAACGUUGGCCAGGAUAAGAAGGGCUACUUCGAGGACCGUCGCCCAUCGGCCAACUGUGACCCGUACGGCGUGACGGAGGCCCUGAUCCGCACCUGUUUGCUGAGCGAGGAGGGAGAUGAACCUGCGGAUUACUAGAUCCACAACUCCAUGAAUGACUCCCACUGCCCUCCUCACUUUAUCUUUUCUUUAAACUAGUACUGUAUUAUUUUUCUCUCCCAUUGAGAUGAAAUUUAACCUGCAUUUAAUGGCUUAAAGUUGGCUGGUCAACUUAAAACAUGACAAGGUAACGAUAUCCUUGGUAGUUAUGCGCUGGUAAUGGCAGGGUACGUCUUUCCCCUCGUCUUCUAGAAGGGAUCGGCUUUUGUAACACUGUUUUAUAGCCAAGAUCUUUCCCUUUCUGUUUGUUUGUGACUAAAAUGAACUAAAGCACACGGGACCCUGAAGAGUAGAGCUGCUAAAGGCUGGACAGCAUGUGUAACUUAAUUAAAAAUCUGACUAGUUCAUGUACUGUUAAAAAAAAAAAAAAAAAAAAAAAAAAUCUGUUGACCUGCCUUUUUUUUAAGUAUCCAGUCUUCAAUGUUACUAAUUCUUUAUCAAGUGUCUUUUUUUUUUUUUUUUUUUUUUUUUUUUUUUUUUAAAUGGCAAUGUUUGUCUUCAGAUUUUGACACACUUGGUCAACUUGUAUGGUACACUUUGUAGAUGUCUGUACCCAGACGUAUGUUGUUCAAUUGUGGUGGAUUUGUCCAUAAUGCCAUUUGUAGAUUUCCUCAAGGAGUUUUAUCCUUUUGUUAACUGCGAUAUUGUAAUGCACCCGAUUUGGUAACACAUCAUGUUUACUGGACCUGGUGUUUUUUAUCAAUGCAUUUAAAACUUUUAUUUUACCACAA
Anoplopoma fimbria (sablefish) is the source of this 2000-nucleotide messenger RNA. RefSeq names its product glutamate-ammonia ligase (glutamine synthase) a (gene glula). The transcript has 7 exons. Bases 133 to 1248 code for a protein of 371 amino acids. The record is from RefSeq and is a predicted model, not a curated record. Lineage: Eukaryota; Metazoa; Chordata; Actinopteri; Perciformes; Anoplopomatidae. Gene Ontology annotation, cellular component: cytoplasm. Gene Ontology annotation, molecular function: glutamine synthetase activity.